GCUGCCUCCGUCCUGUGUCAAAGUCCCUGCGAGGAGGGGGUCUCUGUCUCUCCAGAGGACUCCCCAAACCAUCUUCCUGUCCCUCUUUCAGGCCUUCACACCUGGCAGUGGAUGUUCAGCUGUGAGCUCCAGGGAAAUGAGAGCAAAGAAGGGUUUAUGCGCUUUGGAUACAAUGGGAGGACUUUCAUCACCUUUGACAAGGAGACCCUCACCUGGGUGGCUUCCGAGCCCUAGGCCCAGAUUAUCAAGAGGAAAUGGGACGCUAUUCCAGGACUGAAUCAGAGACUGAAGGCCUACCUGGAGGAGGAAUGCACUGAGUGGCUGGAGAAGUACCUGUCCUAUGGGAAGGAGAUGCUGCUGAGGACAAAGGCCCCAGUGGUGACACUGAGCAGCAGGACGGAGGCCGAUGAUGGGAUGGAACCUCACGUCUGCCACGUGGAUGGCUUCUACCCCAAGGAGAUUGAUGCCUCCUGGAAGAGGGAGGGGGAGGAAUGGCUGCAGGACACCUUCCCUGGGUCUGUGGCCCCCAAUGAAGAUGGGACCUACCACUACUGGCUCAGCAUCUGGAUCAAUCCCCAAGAGAGGGACCGCUAUGGGUGCCGCGUGGAGCACAACGGCCUGCAGGAGCCUGUGGACAAAGCUUUGAAGGCUCCAGAAUCCAACCUGGGGCUGAUCAUCGGCUGCAUUGUGGGUGCUGUUGUCCUGGUGAUUGCUGUGAUUGUUGUGAUCUUUGUGUAUCUCAAGAAACGUCCAGAAGGCUACAAGGCAGCAUCAACGAGUGACAAAGGAUCCGACAGUUCAGGCCCAGGGAGCAUCAAGGACUGGUAGGUGAGUGUCCCCGGUGGGAGCUCUAUUGGGGGGAAGGAGGAAGGGAGGUGAGGGCUUUCAGGUCAAAGGAACCAUUGAUGGUGAAGAUCCUUUGGGAAAACCCUCUUCUGUCUCAGCUCAUCCCAAAUGCU
This is a messenger RNA of Python bivittatus (Burmese python), 959 nucleotides long. NCBI's taxonomy places the organism in Eukaryota, Metazoa, Chordata, Lepidosauria, Squamata, Pythonidae. The record is from RefSeq and is a predicted model, not a curated record.